CACCAUGGGUAUGGCAAAGUUUACUUAUUUGUCAGAGGAAGUUUUAAAAGGCUUUGAUAAUUAUAAGUACAGUUCAGUUGAUACUAGUCCCAUCAGUAAAUAUGUUACACAUCCUUUCUGGAACUGGGUAGUUGAGUUUUAUCCAAGAUGGAUAGCACCAAAUCUGCUGACACUGACAGGUUUCCUACAACUUGUGGCUAACUUUUUCUUAUUAACAUAUUAUGACUGCAGUUUUUAUGCUGCUAGUAAAGACCAUCCUGAGAGUCCUCCUGUUCCAAACUGGGUGUGGUUAGUGUGUGGAUUGAAUAUGUUUAUUUCACAUACAUUAGAUGGGACAGAUGGAAAGCAAGCCAGAAGAACCAAAACAAGUAGCCCAUUGGGUGAACUUUUUGACCAUGGUUUAGAUAGCUGGGUAACAUUAUUUAUGCCAGUGGCGAUGUACUCUGUGUAUGGUCGUGGAGAGAGUGGUGUCAAUGUAUUCAGAGUGUUCUUAAUAACUGUUGGAGUACAGUUUUGUUUCAUGCUAUCACAUUGGGAGAAAUACAUUACAAAUGUUUUGUUCCUGCCUUGGGGUUACGAUUUAAGUCAGCUUGGUUUGACAUUCAUAUAUCUGUUAACUUCCAUGGGUGGACAUGAUAUGUGGAAAUUUAAAGUACCUAUAGUUGAUAUGUUUAUGUCAGAAGUAUUUGAAAUUAUAUGUUAUGUUGGAUUUUUUGGAUUAACCAUGCCAUUUACUCUGUGGAAUAUUUAUGAGUCAUAUAAAAAUAAAACUGGAAAAAUGCUAAGUUUGUGGGAAGCCAUGAGACCUGUAAUAGCAACUAUUAGUUUGUUUUCCUUGAUGAUAAUCUGGGCCAAGUAUUCCAGUUGUGAUAUUAUAGAAUUAUAUCCUAGACUGUUCUACCUAACAACAGGGACAGUAUUUUCAAAUAUUACAUGUCGUUUAAUUAUUGCUCAGAUGAGUAAUACCCGUUGUGAAGUAUUCCACUGGAUGUUAAUACCUUUAUGUUGCAUAGUGGCAGUAGUUAUAUUGAUGGCUCCUGGAAAUCUAGAAAUAUACAUCUUAUGGUGUUAUGCUUUAAUAGUCAUUAGUGCACAUGUCCAUUUUGGAUGUGGUGUUGUGAGAGAAAUGUGUGAACACUUCAAGAUAAAUGCUUUAACUAUCAAGCAUGCUGAUUGACUAGAGGCUGAAUCAGCAGACGUCUGAAAUCCUAUUGUUGUAAUACAGUGUUGUGAUCUCUUGUAAACAUUGCCUCAGUAUUGUAACAUGAACUUAUUGGGUAGGAAUUCCUCCAAGCAUUAAUUAUAUACUUAAGCGAGAAGUUAGUAUCAGUGUUUUUUUUAACAUUCCAUAGAUUUCUUUUAAAAAGAAGUUUGUUAAAUCCUUUUCACAGUUUGAAUAAAGAUUUUUUUCUUCAAUUCCUUCAUUAGCAGUUCACUUUUUGUAUAUAUAUUGUCAUCUGUUCUUAUGCAAUAACAGUUCUUCUCGACAUACAGACAAAAAACAAAAAUAAACGAGAGAUGGAAAAGUUUCACAUUUCAAAAUUAACUCAUAGCAAAGCUUUUGAUGUUAUUUUAUCAGUCAGUGUAGUCAAUAAUUUAUUUUGUUCGUAAAAAAGGUGAUGAUGAUAAUGAUAAUUCAUUUUGCAUAAAAUAUGUAUCGUUAUAAAUGUAUGAAAUGUUUGUUUAGUAUUUUAGCAAAAAUGGAUAAUUUUGUCAAUGUGCCAAUUAUUGAUUGUUGUAAUUUAUGAAUUUCAUGUUCUGUAUUUCAAAGAAACAAUAAGACAGAUAUAUUUCUUCAGUCUUUGGUUGACAAGUACAAUUAGACAGAUGUAAACUGUAUAGCCAUGUAUUAAUGUUUUAUUGGAUAUUUAUGUUUUAAUUCAGGGCCUCACCAUUAUAAGUGAUGUAAAUUAUGUAAAUAUGUAUUCUUUUAUUUUUUAUCUAUCAAUCCAAAGAAUAAAUUUUUGAAUAUAUAUUUUAUUGUCCAUCCAAUUAUUUUUUUUAGUGUUUAUUGUUUUACGUUAUUUGUAACAAAUUUGCUAUGUUAUCAUCGAAAAUCUAGUCACUGUAUUAGUCUUAGUGACAAAAGUAUAUACAUAAUUAAGAUAAGGUUAAUGCAUGUGUACAAAGAUCUAUAUUUAUUUGAGUUGGUUCCCAUCAAGAAAACCAGGCUCCAAUAAGGUAUCAUUUAUAAAAUGUAUUGGUUAAAAAUAGAACUCCAUUAAUUUUGUCAGUUUAUUGCUAGGUUAUGUUGUACAUCAAUGAAAAUGUGAUUACUUCUGGUAAAACAUAAUGAAUACUUAAUAUUGAGUCCUAUUGAGAGUCCAUUUGAUAGUUAUGUUCUCCAAUUGACAAUAUUCACUAAUAUGCUUGAAAAAUGAUUACUGUUUUUGAGGAAAACCACUUAAAUUUCAAAGGCAGUAAAUAUUAAUCAUGAGUUUUAUGAUUUUCUUUAUUCUAUCAUCUGAUGUCAUGUUAUAUGCCUGCAAUUCACACUUUACACAGUAAUCAAAUUUUUAUACGACCGCAAACAAAUUUUGUGGUCGUAUAUUGGUAUGACGUUGGCGUCGUCGUCGUCCGAAGACACAUUGGUUUUCGCACUCUAACUUUAGUUUAAGUAAAAGGAUCUCUAUGAAAUUUUACCAUAAGGUUCAAUACCACAAAAGGAAGGUUGGGAUUGAUUUUGGGGGUUAUGGUACCAACAGUUAAGGAAUUAGGGGCCAAAAAUAAGCAUUUUUGUAACUUCCAGACACAACUUGUGUUCAAGUGUAUGGAUCUCUCUGACAUUGUACCACAAGGUUCCAUAUCACAAAGGGAAGGCUGGGAUUGAUUUUGGGGGUAAUUGCCUCAAAAUUUUAGGAAUUAGGGGCCAAAAAAGGGGCAAAAAACAAGCAUUUUUCUAGUUUCAUGACAAUAACUUGUGUGUAAGUGUAUGGAUCUUUCUGAAAUUGUACUACAAGGUUCCAUAUCAAAAAGGGAAAGCUGGAAUUGAGUUUGGGGGUAAUUGCCCAAAACGUUUAGGAAUAAGGGGCAGAAAAGGGGCAAAAAAUAAGCAUUUUUCUAGUUUCCAGACAAUAACUUGCGUUCAAGUGGAUGGAUCUCUCUGAAAUUGUACUGCAAGGUACCAUACCACAAAGGGAAGGCUGGGAUUGAUUUUGGGGGUAAUUGCCUCAAAAUUUUAGGAAUUAGGGGCCAAAGAGGGGCAAAAAACAAGCAUUUUUCUAGUUUCAGGACAAUAACUUGUGUGUAAGUGUAUGGAUCUUUCUGAAAUUGUACUACAAGGUUCAAUAUCACAAAGGGAAAGCUGGGUUUAAGUUUGGGGGUAAUUGCCUAAAACGUUUAGGAAUUUGGGGCCAAAAAGGGGCCAAAAAACAAGCAUUUUCUAGUUUCCAGACAAUAACUUGUGUUCAAGUGUAUGGAUCUCUCUGAAAUUGUACUGCAAGGUACCAUACCACAAAGGGAAGGCUGGGAUUGAGUUUGGGGGUGAUGAAUCAUAAGGGGGUUCAAAAAAUUUGGGGGGAGGGAUUUUUUUUUUUUUUAAUUUUCAAUUUUAAAUUGGUUAUUUCUGAUUUAUAUAUUAAAGCUAAUAAUAAUGAUAUGGUUUGAAUAGGUAAAUUGAAAAUUUAUAAUUUCUUAGACCACAUUCAUUCUGUGUCAGAAACCUAUAUUGUGUCAAAUAUUUAAUCACAAUCCAAAUUCAGUGUGUAUCAAGCUUAAAUGUUGUGUCCAUACUUGCCCCAACUGUUCAGGGUUCGACCUCUGCGGUCGUAUCAAGCAGCGCCCAGCGGAGCAUUUUAUCUGAAGUCAAAUUGAGUAAAAUUUUAACACAUUGUAAAGAUUGAUGAAGAAAACUAAUACAAUUUAGGCAACUGUAUGAGUAAUUGUUUUGGGGGAAUUUAAAUAGUUUUUACAAUUCCAUUAAAGUAUGAAAGCUCUCUAUGUAUAUUGAAGAUUGUCUUAAUAGUUUUUUUGUUUUUUUUUGAGUAAUGGAGGAUGAGGUGCAAUAUGACUCUUUGUACCACAAAACAAAUUUAUAAAUAUCAGUUUUUCAUUUUUUAUAAAAUUUCACCAAAAUAUAAAGAUUUUAUUGACUUUACCAGGUUUACCAGAAAAGUGAUAAAAGUAGAUUCAAAUUAUACAUCUGUAAGUGAUUUGCAAACAAAUCAGACCAUAUACUGUAUAUUCAGAAAUUAUUGCAAGGUUUUUAUUAAUCGAGUAAUUGGACUGGAUAAGAAUACAUAUAUUUGUAUACCGACCUUUCUGAAAUCACAAUAAUUAAUCUCGAAUUUUUGUUCAUACUUCAAAAAUCGCAAUAAUAAAUGCAUACAAUAAUUUCUGAAUUAACAGUUAUCUUGCAAAGAAUACUAUUAAUUGUUGCUCAUAAUAUUUUCAUGUAUAUAAUAUUAUUUUAAUACUCAUGACAUAAGGGAAUUAUUUACUUAUGUAAGGGUCAAAGAGAACAAAGUAUGAAUAGAGACAUUUGUGGCAAAGAUAUAAAUUGUACAAUUUUAUGUGUCUUGUUUUAAGUGAUGCUAUGAUUGUCCUAAAUUUACAGCAUGUUCAACAACUGUGAUGUGAAAAUAAAAGGAUUAUAACAAG
Messenger RNA from Mytilus californianus (California mussel), 4599 nucleotides. RefSeq names its product ethanolaminephosphotransferase 1-like. The coding region runs from base 5 to 1177 and encodes 390 amino acids. Gene Ontology annotation, biological process: phosphatidylethanolamine biosynthetic process. Gene Ontology annotation, cellular component: Golgi apparatus; endoplasmic reticulum membrane. The record is from RefSeq and is a predicted model, not a curated record. The transcript has 9 exons. NCBI's taxonomy places the organism in Eukaryota, Metazoa, Mollusca, Bivalvia, Mytilida, Mytilidae. Gene Ontology annotation, molecular function: ethanolaminephosphotransferase activity.